This is a messenger RNA of Haemonchus placei, 375 nucleotides long. Lineage: Eukaryota; Metazoa; Nematoda; Chromadorea; Rhabditida; Trichostrongylidae. The record is from the annotation of a GenBank genome assembly.
AUGUGGCUCGACUCUGACUCUGACAUUUUCUUUGUCUACGCACUAGUGACAAGUUACGAACAUAAGGAGCUGAAAGCGGUUCAUGACCUGGAAAAACUCUACAGAACAGAUCAUACCUACUACAAAGUCAUCGUCGGUAAUUCUAACUCCAAAAUUGACUCCAGAAGAAGGGCUGAAGGACUCCACGUCAGGACUCACGGUAUGGAACAGAAUGAGCAGGGUGAAAGGCUAUUCGAGUUUACCAUGUCGAGUCACAUCACCUAUGGUAGUUCGCUAUGGACUUGGCAGCCUCCUGGUGGACAGUUCUAUAUUCGAGCCAAUCACAACAUCUUUAAUCGAAGGUACUGCACAACCGGCGUCGCUGUUGCUUUAUAG